AUGGGGGAUGAACAAUGUAAGAAAUGUGAGCUUUUCAACAAGAGUGUGAACUGAGACUAAGAAAUGUGAGCUAUUCAGCAAGAGUGUGAACUGAGACUAUAUUCGACAACGCUGCAAAACAUGGAACGAGAGGGGAAGKCAAGUAAGCGACGAUCAAGUAAGAGUUCUGGGAGCAUGGAACAAUCUCCGAAAAAAUUGAAGGGGACGCCGACCGCUGGAGGGGGGAGUCCAGAGACACCGGGGACUAAGCGCCAACGCACCCUGUUUCCGCGGGUUGCGCCUUCCACAGGCACUCCAGUUCCACGGAGUGGGCCUUCUACASGCACUUCAGUUCCGAGGGUUGCACCUUCCACAGACACUCCGUCGACUCGUGCUCGGGGCUCUGGACCGGAUAAGGCUGUGUUGAUGACUGGGGGGCCUGCGGGUCAGGAACGUGUGCCUGGUCCGCGGCAGGGAAGAUCUGCAGUGGACGCUGUGCCCGGACGUAAACCGUCUGGUGAAACGACUGCCGCGGGUCGRCGGGACGAUGUGCCCGUGGUUAAUCACAAGGACAAGUUCUGGAUGCUGGACUGGGUGGGGGAGAUCGGAGAACCAUCGAGCGGCCUUGUUCUAUACGUGGUCAUAAAAGAAAAUACUGUGUCGGUAGGUGGCCUGGUGAGGUGGACUGGACAAGGUGCACCAUCUGCAAUGUUCGAGUUGACGAUGGUCCUGAAUGGAAGAGGGGAAAGGAUGUCGAAUGUUAAACACGUCACUCUUCGAUGGGCCAAACACGCAGGAUAUGGGAAGUCGCUCGUUGAUGUAUUCAACACACCACCGAGUACGGAAGUGAAGUUGUCUGACCUCAUAGAUGUCCUCGGGUUUUUCGACAGUAAUGUGAUCGCGGGCGGAGAGCCGGUUGUGCAUCCGGAAAACCGCAUAUCGGAGCCUAAAUGCGUGCUUUCCAAAACCGUGGAGACUGGGCCUUCCAUCACGAUCCACGACACACCGCCGGCUCCGAAAGCUGGGCAGAUUGGAGAGAAGGGUCCGUACCACGGACUGGUCGUGCCGUCAGCCCCUGUGAAGUCCAGGCCAACGGCAAGCAAAGCACCAAUUGCCUUGGGUAGCCAACCGCGCUAUGCAGCAGCCACCAAGGGACCUCUCUCCUUGGUGGGCCAGCAGCGCUGCGACUACACUGUGCCAAGCCGCGCAGAGGAAGCCCUUGAAUAUUUUGAAGAUAAUGAUGACGAGAACAGCGAGGAAUAUUUGGAACGAGCAGGAGGACAGGAACAGUAUGCGGUGGGUGUCGGUGACAUGACGAGGCGCUAUGGGGGAAAAAGUAAAGUGGUUGGACAGGAUGACGACACUGAGCACAUUAUCAGCGAAUUGGGUGGAGAGGUUGGUCUGGCAGGGGGAUAUGGCGGCAGCGAGGAAGGAUGUGAGGAGGAUGUGCAUCCAACACGAGGGGGGGUGGACCACGAGACAGUGGCUGUGACUGUGCAUACAGAUGCUGCAGGGCUCGCCGAGCGAAAGAGGAAGCACAGGCAGGAGAGGAGAAGUGUUUUGGAUAGUAAACGGAGUAAGCAGGAAGCGGGUCAGAAAAGACAAUUGAAACUAUUGCCCGUGGAUGAGGCGGUCCAGCGCACACGGGAGAUUGAGGCGGCCACGAAGAAAAAGAAGCAGCCAAAGAAAAAAACGGCAAAGGGUGGUGUCAUGGAAAAGACUUCCGUUUUUCCUGCGAAACAACCCCAAUCGGAUGAAGAGGCUGCAGGCAAGACAGUUACUAGGCCGCCAAGUUCGCGAAAUGUGCCAUCGGAUGCUUCUUCUGGUGUUCUCAGCAAAGGCUUUCUCCUUGAGUUGGACGAGCAUGGGAACCAGUGUCCAGACAUGGAAUUCAUUUCUGUCAAGUUCGACAGAAUUCUGGAUAUCCCCGACGUGGAAUUCAGAUACAAUCAAAGUUAUCUUGUGCAACAGAUGAUUGAUGACAUUUAUGAUGCAAUAGUUGCAUCGGGUGAGGCUGCUAUCAGAGAGAGAACGACUGGAGUUGCCGGUGUAAAUGUUUGUACAUUGUAUGAAAAACAUGUCCUUUUGUGGGUUGCCAUCCAUGAUACAAUGCAUACUCACGCUUCAGGGAGGAUUGUGAGAGCGAGGAGGGUGCUGCCCCAUGAAUUCGACCUCGGCUCUGUGAACAAGUACUACUACUACCCUCUUAGCGAUCAGCAUAACGUAGCGGCGGCAAGAAGGUGUUUUGUUGAACACCCUGACAUCGCACAAGAGCUCCGAUUGGAUCGCUGGACUACGAGGCCUGUUUAUUAUCGGGAUAAGAGCAUGGACAAUUACAGCACGCUGAGCACUUUCCAGAACGCAAAGGACAAAUGGAAUACCCCACCGUACCAGAUCGUGGUCUUCUAGAACAUACGGAAGUUGUGGCACGCAUCGAACUGUGCUGAAGCUAAAGGUGGCUCUGCGGCGGAAGUGAAAAAUGCAGAUUAUAAAAAGUUUGCAGGAGAGGCUCUUCGUUUGACCGGGAUAAAUUAUUUGGUUGACA
This is a messenger RNA of Chara braunii, 2524 nucleotides long. The record is from the annotation of a GenBank genome assembly. NCBI's taxonomy places the organism in Eukaryota, Viridiplantae, Streptophyta, Charophyceae, Charales, Characeae.